AUGAAAUCCAUUCUGCUAUUUUCGACUUUCAGUAUAACUAUCAUAUCUAAUAUCAUCAAAGGUGAACAUUGUGAAGAUUCGAAUGACAAUUGCCGUGAUUGGAUUACAUCACAUGCAUUACUCUGUCGAACUACUAAUUAUAUCAUUAAAAAUUGCCCUAAAUCAUGUGGCUUUUGUAUUAAGAAAUUAAAACCAAAAUUUGAUGUAUCACGUAUUCCUUCUCAUUUACAACCAAUCGCAUGGUUAAUUGGUAUUUGGCGAUCGGAACAUGGUGGUAAAGCAAUUUUUCCAACAAUACCAACGUUUACAUAUGGUGAACAAAUUGAAAUUUCAAUUUCUGACAAUCAUAUGACUGGAUUAAAAGCGCUCAAUUAUACAGCAUUUGCAUGGGGAUCAUCAGGACAUCAAGAAUUACACAGUGAAUACGGUUAUAUUACAGUAAAACCUAAUACAAGAACUGUUUCACUUACUACAGGAAUUAUUGAGCCAAAUCGAAUAGAAUUACAUUUGAAAGAUAUUGGACGAAUUAGUUUCAGCAGAGAUCUGCCUGUUCUUAGAUUGAUACGAGAGUGGACAUUGCUGGACAGGAAUACUUUGCAAGCACGUCUUCACAUGGAAACAUUAACGCAUGGAAUGCAAGAACACACAUUUAUUCGUUAUCGACGAAUUUAUCCGUAG
Messenger RNA from Cercopithifilaria johnstoni, 678 nucleotides. NCBI's taxonomy places the organism in Eukaryota, Metazoa, Nematoda, Chromadorea, Rhabditida, Onchocercidae. The record is from the annotation of a GenBank genome assembly.